AAGGAGAAAUAUUAAAAGAUGUUUUCAUAAUUGACUGACCUCUCGUUAGGAAACCUGGGCCCGAUCAAGACCAGCAAAGAACUGAGGAUAUGGAUGAUAAUGGCAAAGAUGUAAGUGGCCAUAUGGACAUCCCCACAGACGUGGACGAGGACGGCUGCAAGUCCACCCCACCAGAUGCUGUUCAAGCUUCUCAGGGCUUAAAUUGUGACGUCGAGCUUCUGACAUUGGGUCUGAGCCCAGAAGGGGCCUUGGUCACAAAGUCGCAGGUGGAUGACUAUGUUUUCAGAGGCGAUGAGCUGGAAGACAUGUCACUCCUUGAGUUUAUCUCGGACACUUACGAGGAGCAGGUUUCCCACAAGAAAGGGCCCAUAUCUGAACAGGGGGAUAAAGUCCGAAAUGACGUCGCUAGACAUGCGGGCAGACCUACAAACAUGCGUGUCAAAUACCACACACAGCAUCCAUGGCAUGCAUCUCGAAUCCGUGUUGUGCGCCCCAAGAAUCACCGCACCAUUGCCAACAUCGUCGGAAAAUGGCUCCCUCGGUCAGAUGAUGCUGAUGAAGCAGACGUACAUAGAGCCUCUAUCCUUUGCCUUCUCAAACCAUGGCGCAAGAUGAGCUCACUAAAAAUGUCCGAGGAAACAUGGAAAGAUUCUUACGACUCGUUCUUGCGGGCAGCAGGCAAUGACAAAGUCGCCAUGAUUGGCAAUGCACAGUUCUACUACGAUUGCAAGGAUGCUGCUGAACGGUCACGCACACAAGAUACGGUGGUGAAUGAUUCGAUCGAUGCAGGAGAUGAAUCAGAUGAUGGUCACGAAAAGGACGAGUCCAGCCAAGGCUUCGACCAUGACCUAAGCGAAGCAAAUUUGGAAGCUUUUGUUAGCAAGCAGGAACCUACACGAGAGAUCAUUCAUGGCUUACAGGCAGUUGAACACGCAAAGGCGGCACAUGUCUUCGGGUCAUGGGUUGAGGCUUGGGGAAUUGAGCCCGGCCAUUCCGGCAUUGGAAUCUACAACGAUGAAAGACAGGCAGUAUGGAAAUCAGCGAUCAAGAACGAGCGUGGAGGGUGUGCAGAACCUGGCGGAUCACCGAUGGGAGCCGUUGGCACCGUAGAAGUCGUUUCUGGGACUGCAGAGCCAGCGAUCUCGCAAGGUAGUGUAGAAUCCCUAGGCGGCAGCACUCAAGUUGCAACGCAGCAAGCGGAUUCUGCACUUCAGCUUGGAGUUGACCAAAUACGAGCGUAUGACCUCAUUUCAGUUCACGUCCUCAAUACAAUAAGAGGGAUUCACCAGGAUCAACUCUCCAUGCUUCUUUUGGGCGAAGGGGGCACUGGGAAGUCUGUGGUAAUUCAAGCUAUUACCCGUCUGUUCGAAGCAAACAACUCAUCUGGUAUGCUUGCCAAAGGAGCUUACACCGGAAUUGCGGCGUGCCACAUUGGAGGUAGGACACUGCACACCCUGGCCGGUAUCCCAUUGGGGAAAAAAAUGCCGACAAUGCAACAGAUUGCAGAUUUGGCUAAGGAAUGGCAAAUGCGGCGAUAUCUCAUCAUUGAUGAGUGCUCAAUGAUUUCACGAUCAUU
This is a messenger RNA of Cantharellus anzutake, 1576 nucleotides long. RefSeq lists its product as uncharacterized. The transcript has a single exon. The annotation marks the transcript as partial. The record is from RefSeq and is a predicted model, not a curated record. NCBI's taxonomy places the organism in Eukaryota, Fungi, Basidiomycota, Agaricomycetes, Cantharellales, Hydnaceae. Gene Ontology annotation, molecular function: DNA helicase activity. Gene Ontology annotation, biological process: telomere maintenance; DNA repair.